This is a messenger RNA of Heterobilharzia americana, 6898 nucleotides long. Lineage: Eukaryota; Metazoa; Platyhelminthes; Trematoda; Strigeidida; Schistosomatidae. The record is from the annotation of a GenBank genome assembly.
AUUGUAUGGGAUGUUACUCCGUCCCUUGGCGCGACUUGUUUCGUUUGCGAACAGCUGUCCCCGUGGACUUUAAAAUCUUCCUAUAAAUAAUUCUAUGGACCAGUGCGAGGUUUACUCAAGUCGAGGAGGCUCUUUGGAAGCAGCAGUAACUAUUCCUAGAAGUCAUGGAAAACUCAAACGGGACCAAGGAGAACUUAUGGAUGAUUCUGUCAAAAUAGCUGCUAUGAAAAUGUCACGUCAGUCACCACCAACUUCAGACAAUCUGACGGCAAUCAAUACAUCUGAAACAAAUGCGAUGAGUGUUUUACCGCGUCUUUUGCGCACUAUGACAAAUAGAAAUACUCAGGCCACAAAUAACGGUAACAACAGUGUAGUUGAAAAUAACCAGGCUUUGAAUGGCGAGUUAGGCUUCUCAGUAUCAAUAUCUGGAUCUGCGGUCAAUGACAGUGAUUCAUCAUCCUCUUCAUGUUCUUUCAUUUCAACUCCAUCUUCUUGUUCAUCUUUAAUUUCAUUCCUUUCUCCUGGACAUCUGGGACCUGUUGCUGCUAUGGCUGCUGUGGCGUUAUCUACUGCUGUAACCACUAUGUCUGUAAAUGAUAUUCAGGAAUCUUCAGGAUUAGUAACUUUAGCAACUGCUAGUAGCCUGAUUGAAAAGGAAUGGCGUACUCGUGCUGCAGUAGCAAACAAGGAAAAUGCAAAUAAUGCCAAGGAACAUGCUGAAACAACACUUGCAGUUCAACAUCAUACUGAUUUACUAGCCUCUACUAUCCAAGCAAAUGCUGAUCGAAAUCAACAAUUCGCUUUAGAUGGCUCACCUCCUCUAGUAAUUGGUGCCCUUAAUACUCCAUCUUCUCAGUCCUUAUUGAAUGAUUCUACCCCAGUAACCAGAGCAGUACUUAAUGUUCAAAGCUUGGCGGCUUUUAUCCGUGAAACCCAAAAACAAUGUUCCAUGCCCGGUCCAACAACUUCUCUUGAACUCCCUCUAACCUCAGUUUUCCCCCUGCCAACCGAGACCAAAUUAACUUCAUCAUGUACUGUCAGACAGGUCGCUUCACCGUCGUAUCUGAUACCCGCCUCUACUCCUUCCUUCUUAUCGAUGGGUCCAGUUCCCCAAAACCUCCCAACAGGCAUCGAACACCCUUUGCAUUCAGAAUCAAUACCAGCAGCAGCGGCAGUAGUGAAUUCUAACACAGAUUCACCACCUAUUCAAUCAACAGCAUUCAUAUCUUUACAGCCUGCACCAGGUUCUCUAAUUAGUCCUUCUGACUUACAACAACUUGUUACUAGCGGAGAAUUUAUGUCCUCAGCAGCUCGGCAAACUCUGCUUGGUCAGUCGACCGAUGGAUCUACGCGACAACUUUAUCUACUUGUACCAAGUGACUGUCCAGUAAUCAUGCCGAGGGUUUCAAAUAACCAGCCAACUAUGACUCCUAUUCUACAGUCCACAUCUCCGUUGAUGGAGUCCGUUCCCACAGGUGCUCCAAUAUUAGAAGCCAUAUCUCCAGGUGUAGAACCUGAAGACAAUUGUGUUCAGAUGUCACCAGACUCAUCAACAUGCAACAAUUCACAGCCAACACUAACUUCAGUGUCACAUUUGGCUACUACAAUGCUUAAUCCAAUGAAUUCCUCAACAUCUACCGCGUUAUCCACUUUUUUGGCAGGUUUGGAGGCUCGAAAUCAGCCUAUACAACAGAUUCAAUUAGGUGGGUUACCUUUGUCUACAGUAACAUCUCCACUGUCAUGUUCAUAUUCUAAUUCACCAUCAGUUCAUACCACAGAUUCAUUGGCUCCCAGUUGUCCAAAACUCCGAAUCCCACUUCAAAUUUCGGGUCUUCCUAUCCACGAACCCAGUUUAUUGUCAGUCCAGCAAAAUAUUUAUCCAGUUGCAAAUAAUUCAGCGAAUUCUGUAUUAGGCAUUGUAAAAAGUGAUCCUGAUACAUAUACUCCAAAUGGUCAUACCUAUUCAUCGUUACUUGAUGAAGCUAGUCGAUUCAGAUCUUAUCCAACUUAUUCACAACAAUUAUCUCAUCAUAAUAUACCUCAUAGUACAACUAUACGACAGCCUGUUCUAACUUCUACGCCUUCAUCCUCUUCAACAUCAUCAAAUAAUGGAUUCUUUCAUCAGGAGACUUCAAAUCCAUUAUUAAUUAAUCAGGUGUGUUCAAUUCCUAGUAAUGGUAAUUCAGUCAUCACUAGUAAUCAUAAUGGAGAUGAGUCAUUAACUAAUGGACAUUUUCAGUCAACUAUAUCACAUUCAAAUGUUCAAGUCACCCCCUCAACAUUCACAGCUUCUUUAACCUCGAAUUCUGAUGCAACUACUGUUACUCAACUACCUCCAGUAUCAAAAUCAAACACUUCUGUAGAUGAAUGUCGUCGGAAUUCGGUAACAAAUACAAUGUUAAAUACAUCUAGUAGCAGUAGUAGUGGUCGAUCGGACCAAGGUAAGGGUUCUUCUGCCUAUCUGGAACAUCUGAAUCCAGAGUCGAAGGACAUACGACGACGUGUAAGCCAUAAUGAAGUUGAACGUCGUCGUCGAGAUCGAAUCAAUACAUGGAUUAGUGAGUUAUACAAAUUACUGCCACCAGAUGAACAAACGAAAUCACAAUAUCAAAGUAAAGGUAUUGUAUUGAAACGUGUCUGUGAAUACUUUCAAAAUGUGGAUAGUAUGCUUAAAGCAGCUAAUUCAGCAGUUGAACAGAUUCGAGUGGAAAAUAGUAUCCUACGUCAACGUGUACGUGAACUACAACAAGAGAAUCAGUUGUUGUCUGCUUCAUUGCAGUUGGGUGCAGCGGCUGCAGCAGCACAUCUGAAGAAUAGACAACCUAGACUAGGAUCAAUCAACGGUGCCAGUAGCGAUGAGAUGAAUAGUAGUGGUACAACUAGCGGUGACAAUUGUACUGUAUUAAAAGAUUCAAUUGAUCUUGUAGAAUAUCAGUCUCCAGUUACUGUAUUCACUGUGGAUACUGCUAGUGUUAGUAAUGUCAACUAUAGACAUGUAACAAAUUUUAGUCAAGCAAAUUCCAAUUGUAUAACCCCUACAAGUUCCCUUAAUUCAGCCUGUUUUACAACACCAUUGUCAUCAAUCAAUGGUGGUAUUGUAGGAUUUAACAAUCAUGUGAAUGCUUCAGAUGCAUCCUCUUCAUCUUCUUGUUCAUCAUCGUCUGUGAAUCCAACAUCAACUCCAGAAAUCAUUAAUCAAGUUAUAUGCCCAUUAACUUUACCAAGCUUGGAUCAUAUAACUAUGCAUAAUGAUGCUGGUAAUAAUCGAGUUUCUUAAAUCAUAUUUCACUCCUUAACUUUAUCCCUCCUUUGUUGAAAUUCUUUCUUAUCAAGUAUCCUUCUUACUUUUCAUAGAAUUUGCGCCUUGGCAGCCAAUGAAGGAAGGGAAUAAAUGAAACCAUUAUGAACAUAUUGUUACACAUUCCUAAACAGAUAAAAAUACUAGGCAUUGACGAUAAGAAAAACUAAGUUUUCAUCAUCAUCAUCAUCACCAUUAUCAUCAUCUUUAGUGACCAGUGAAUUUUGUGUACUUCAACGACACCAUUACAACAUAACGGUGAAGUUCAUGUGCUUUCCAAUCAUUUCUCAUAUGGUUCAUUGUCUUUCUUAUCCUUUCAUCAUUAUUAUAAUAAUGUACCGGAUAUACUUCACCAUGAACAAUCUGUAGCCGUGUGAAUCCUGUUUCUUCUAUGUGUGUGUGUGUGUAUGUGUGUUUGCUAACACCUAGAGAAUCAAUCAUCCAUCAUUCAUUUUGAAUAUAAUUAAAGACAGAUUCUUUUCUAAAAUUUUAUUCAUCAUAUAUAAUAUACAACAUAUUCAUCUUUCUCUCUUUCUUUAUCUCUAGGACGUAAUAUUUUGGACAAUAAUAAUCUCCUUCUUCUUUUGUCUUUGCCUUCCUCUCAUCUUUCUUUUUUUUCUCUUUUCAUUGUUAAUGAUUAUUAUUUCAUCAUCUGUUUAUUUUCACAAUUGUGCAUGUAAGUGCAUAAAUGUGUAUCCACAGCAUGUUUUAAGGGGGGUUGGCGGUGGAGGAGGUACGGAGAGAAGGAGAAACCUUGAAUCACACACAUUCACCUGGUGAUUUUUCCCCCCUUUCAAUUUUGCCCUUUAAUAUUCUGAUCAUUAUUAUUAGUUAUCAUCAGAACGCCCCCAUUCAAUAGUUACUACAACUAUUCCUUCUUAUGUGUGUGUGUGUGUGUGUUUGCUUUCCAUAUAAUAUUCUUAUUGUUGCAUCUAUUGUGCCUAUCUGUGAUAGUGCUUUAACUUGCAAAGAUGAACAUUACCUGGUACAUUAGGUGUGUUGGUGCCGGUGGUGAUGGUAUUAUAUGUGGUCAUCACAGAGUAUGUUGUCCUUGUUUUAUUCCUCUUAUUGGUGCUGUUGUCUUCGUCACCGUCAUCAAGAGAACUUUGGUCUACUGUCUAACGUUUGCCAGUGCAGUAGUAGUUGAUUUACAAACCCGCCCAAAUCUUCCGUAUACUAUGAUCACACGACACCAUGUUUGUGUAGGUUUGUGUAUGUGUGUGUCUCCGCCCACCUACUCACAUAAAUUUUCAUUUUUGCCUUCAUCCCCUUCCCCACCUGCGUCUCAUACUAUACCGCGCCUAUUUUUCUCUCACUUUUAUUUUCUCUUGUUUUUUUUCGUAUUUGUGAUGGUUUAUCAUCAGUAGUAGUAAUUUGGAUCGUUUUUUCGUGUAGUUUUUCCUUCAUGUCUUUCAUGUUGUAAACAUAGAGAAAAAAACAUAACUAUUCACGUUGGAUAAUGUGUACUGGAGAGAAAAUAACUUACGUUGCCAAUGAUGCGCUGUGUUGUUGUUAUUCUCGUUUAAUUUUACCUUUUUCCUUCAUCACUCAUAUCUGUCUGUUUGUUCAAAUCCCCAGGUUGAUGAAAUUUUCGUCUUUAUCUGACUAAUAUAUCGGUGUGUGUGUGUGUGUGUCUGCCUGCGUGUAUGCCUUUUCACACAUCGUAUCGAAAAAAGGUGCCUCUUCAUAUUUCUUCCAGGUAUCAAUCUACGUAUCCAGUUGUUGUCUUUGACAUUCUUAGGAGAAAAUCGACGGUUGAACUGUUGUCUUUGUAGGAAAACAUAUUCCUUCCACUAUUCUUUAUGUCACACAUUUUACUUGUUGUUAUGAUUUAGGGGUAGAUUACGAUAUGGUCAGUGGGUUUUCUCUCUUCUAAUCAAUUUAAUCCAUGCUAUAACGAAGAAGCCAAAGAUUGUCAUCAACUUCAAGUUUACUGUUGUGUAGUGAUUCUUUUACACACAAAAUGUAUUGCAUUCGCUGAGGCUGCAUCGUACAGCUGGGUUCGUUUUUCUCUUUCUUGACUUUCAUGGUCUUUUUUUUUCUCUAUUCUCUUUGGAAAUGUUUAUUCUCUCUUGGUUCCACUCAUCUAACAACUGUUGUCUAUGUGUUGUAUACCCUUUCCGUGUGGUAUUGUUUUUGUUGGUUAAGUUGCUUAGACCACCUUAAAUUCAUCCCGUGAAUAAAACGGUGACAAAUUCAGCUACUUUACGAAAGAAAUGAUCCUUCCAUGCACACAUCAUCUUUCAUGUUUCAUUAUUUAAAAAAAAAAUCUAUGUGAACAUUACAGCUCAACUUUGUUUGUCAGUUCCUAGUAGGUUAUACUUUUUUUUUCUUUUACCGAUAUGUAUUGCUGGUUUCUGCGUUUGUUACAUGUUUCAUUUGUUAUUUCAUCAGAAAACACUAAGCAAGAGUGAAGUGUGUGUAUGAAUUGGUUAUACUAUUCAACUGGAGUUAUAAAGUUUGUUGAAGCACAGAAAGUUUUACCUUUUCUGUCUAUUUCACUCAUAUCUAUCCUCAAUAUGAUUCAUGUUGGAAACGGAUUUCCGUAUCAAAAUGAGUUUUGAAGUUCUAUAUGAAAUACUCCUUUUUAAUGAUUGCAUUUUAGAUAAAACAAGAGAGAGAGAAAAUGCGCGAUGGACACGUGUGUGUGUGUGUAUAUUGUAAGGAAUAAAAACAAUAUCAUUUAAAGCUAAGAUCUUUAUGUUCUCAUUGUUAUACACAUAUAAAAUGUGUAACACUUUCUCAUUUUCAAAAGUUGGAUUCUUGUUGAUUCACUAACUACCUGCCUGUUUACUUGCUCGCUUUAAAAUUAGAUUGGAAGGUUAAGAUGACUAAUUUGCUAUUUAUCUUAUAAAAUUGUAUUAUUCACGCUAACAUUUUUUCACAGCUGAGUGAGUUUUUCAACUGUGAUGUUAACAGGCUUUCUGUUAACAAUCACCCAAGACUACAAGAUAUGGUGUUAUACACAAAUGUCACGAACUAGCGAAAUAUACUUCUACUACUGAACUACUUGAGUAGUUAGGAACUAUUCAGGCUUUUCUAUAGAUCUCACCAGGCAGAACAAAGUGAUAUUAACACUGGACAACAGCUUGUUCAUGGACGAAUCAGUCCAUUAGGGGUGAAUGCGAGCAGUUGGCACUCGAAGAGUUGUCCAGUAACAAUAUCUUUUGUGCUAACCACUUUCAACUUUUUUUGUAUAUUUGUUCCUACUUUCGCUAACAUUAAUCCCCAGUAUAAUUUUCAUUGGAAGUUUAAUUUACCUAUCGACCAUCGAUUGGGAAAGAAACGUAAUUCGAUCGAUAGCCACAUUUACAUUACUCUAUUACACACUAAUUUGUGUGGAGAUUAAUAAUUCUAUCUGGUUAUUCAAACUUGUAUGAAUUGCUGUUUUGCACUUUCAUCAAGUGUUUGAUUUGUACACUACACAGAUUUACGGGACCAUGUGGUGCAAAUAACCUGCACCUACAAGUCGCAGUGUUUAUAACCUACUAUACAAACAUAUUUUCUGGCCAAAUUUAGAACACCAUUUUAUAGAGAAUACAGUGAAUUCAUUGUGGAAUUCGUCUCUUUAUUUUCAACGGCAUACUAGUUAUAAACUCG